This is a messenger RNA of Dermochelys coriacea (leatherback sea turtle), 1415 nucleotides long. RefSeq lists its product as uncharacterized. The coding region runs from base 609 to 1316 and encodes 235 amino acids. The transcript is spliced from 2 exons. The record is from RefSeq and is a predicted model, not a curated record. Lineage: Eukaryota; Metazoa; Chordata; Testudines; Dermochelyidae.
ACACAGUUUUGUCGACAAAAGUCAGGUUUCAUUGACAGAACAGUGGAGGUGUACACACUGCAAUGUUCCUUCUUCCAACGUAGCUCUCCUGCUUUGCCAACAAAAUAAAACUACCUCGAUGAGAGGCGUAGAGCUUCCUGUGGCAAAGUUAUAUUGAGAGGGCUCCUUGGUUAUGUCGCUGUAAAUGGCCUCCAGGAGUUGUCCCACAAUGCCCAUCCUGACCACUCUGGUCCAGAGUUUGAACUCCGCUGCCCUGCACCCAGGUACACAGGUUUCUGCCCUGCCCCCUUUAAAGUCCCAGGAAUUUUUGAAAUUCCACUUCCUGUUUGCUCAGUGAGGAGAGCUCACAUUGCAUAUGCCCAGCUGACCAUGACAGCUCCAUGCAGCAAAUGCUCUCCCGCUUGGACCACACCUGAGUUGUUGGAUCUGCUGGCACUGUGGGAAGAGGAGGCUGUGCAGUGCCAGCUCCGCUCUAGCCGUAAGAACUUCAAUACCUACAGUCAGAUUUCUCAUGGCUUUUUGGAUAAGGGCUAUGCAGCAGUGCUGUGCGAAGAUAAAGGAGCUGAGGCAGGUGUACCAGAAGGCAAGGGAGGCAAACCAUCACUCUGAUGCUGCGCCAAAGACCUGCCACUUCUAUAAGGAGCUGGAUGCUAUCCUGGUGGCGACCCCAACUCCACCACCAAGAGCCCCGUGGAUACUUAGGAUGGGCUGGAGGCAGUGGACUCAACCCCAAGGAGGAAGUUGUGGAUGAGGAGGUUGAGUUGGAGGAUAACGUGGAGAACAUGACAGGGUCGUCCAGUGGCAUGGCAAGUCAGGACCUCUUUUCCAUUCCAGAGGGAUCUAGACAGUCUCAGCAGUCCAUCUCUGGCGUGUAUGAUGCAGGAGAGGAGAGCUCUGAUGUGGACUUCAGGGGAACCCACUGUACACUGGCAGAACACCUCUGCCAGAUAAGGAAGCGACCAAGGUGGAUCAAGGAGGACAUGUUCCAAGAGGUGCUCCAAUCCUCAGAGGCCGAAAAAGGAGAAUGCAGGGAGUGGAGAGAGACCCUGAAGGAAAAAUUUAAAAUAGAAAGGCAGGACAGAAAGGAGAGUGAGGAGCGCAUUGUAAAGGGCCAGAAGUGGAUGAUAAAAGUGAUAGAGGAUCAAACAGAGAAGUCCCUAAUCAAGCUCCAGGCCGAACACGUGUGCUCACCCCACCUGCAGCCAAUACAGAACUGCUUCCCAUGCUCUCCAAACUCCUCCCACAUAUUCUUUACAACUUCCCGGAAUGUCUCGAUACCCCAUUCACUCCACCCCUUUGGACAGCUUCCAAAGUGACAGCUGGACUUACACACAGCUAUGAGAGCCUACACUGCCCUGCGUUAUCCUCUUCCUUCCAACCAAGCCUUUUGUGUAUGUUGUUAAUUGGUAUUUAAU